GAUCCCCUGAAAGGAUGAACUGAUGCUAAGCGCCCGGAGCCUCCUACCCAUGAAACGCGUGUUGGUGAUAGAAACCUGUUUCCUGCAGCAACUUGCAUGCGACCAAACGGCUGAAAUCUGCGUCGGCCGUGGUGACAAUAAUACGCAGGCUGCCUUUCUAUAUCAAGGGGGUAACCGCCGUGCCUGUCUCUGGAUCGCGCCUUUCUUAACUCGACCAUGUUCAAGACGAUUAGUUACUCGGAUACGACAGAGUCGGGUACAAAGAUACAAGCAAGGAAUUCGGAUAGCGAAGUCGAGCACACAGCAUGGGGUCUCUCGAGACUCCUCCGCCGCCGCAGGUGGCCCUUGACGCUGACUCGCUGGCGCAACUCAACAACACCGAGUCGAAGGCGCUGCUCGACACAAUCGACGAUCUCCGGAAGAUCCACGUCGGUGACAUCGUCAACCUGCCCCAGAUCAUCGUCGUUGGCGACCAGUCAUCGGGCAAGAGUUCCGUGCUGGAAGCCAUCUCGCGCGUGCGCUUCCCCGUCGACGGCGACUUAUGCACGCGCUUUGCCACGGAGCUCGUUCUGCGCCGUGCCAGCGAGACCGCCGUGCAGGUCAGCAUCCAGUUCGCGGACGGCACACCUGAACCGGCCGGGCACGGAGACGCUGUAGACCCGCCAUUCCACGGGGAGGUCUUCAACAGGGAGGCCUUGCCCGACGUAAUCCGCGACGCCAAGGUCCGCAUGGGCAUCCGCGAGGGGGGUACUAAGAGGUUCUCACGAGACAUCCUGCGGGUAGAGAUCUCUGCACCAGACGUAUACCCCCUGACGCUGGUCGACCUUCCUGGCAUCUUCCACAGUGAGACGGCCGACCAGAACCAGGCCGACAAGGAGGUUGUCGACCAGCUGGUGGCGAGCUACAUGAACCAGCCAAAGAGCAUCAUCCUCGCCGUCGUGGCCGCAAACAACAACCUCGCCAACCAGGUGGUUCUGCAGGUGGCCCAGAAACACGACCCGUCCCGCGAGCGCACUAUUGGCGUCAUCACCAAGCCCGACCUGGCCGGGCCUGGGUCGGCCAACGAGUGCAAGUACCUGGACCUGGCCAAGGGCCUCGAGAGUAUGCACAAGCUCACCCUCGGCUGGUACGUGCUGCGCAACCCGUCCGAGAGCGAGAGGUCCUCGGGAGAUGACGUCCGAGACGCCAUCGAGCAUCGCUUCUUCCGGUCCGGCGCCUGGAGCUCCAUCCUGCCGGCAAACAGGGGCGUCGAGAGCUUGCGGAAGCGUCUGAGCAAAGUCCUUCUCGACCACAUCAGGACAAACUUACCGGGCCUGAUCGAUGAAAUCGAAGCAAAUCUGAGGACGCGCCAGGAAGCGCUAGAUCGACUUGGCAGCUCGCGGUCGACGACCGAGGAGCUUCGCUCGUACCUGCUCGGCAUCGCCGAGGACUUCCAGCGACUGGCCCGCGACGGGAUUGAGGGCCGGUACAGCAAUGAGGACUUCUUUGGGGGCAUCGACGAGAAGGAAACAAAGCUGCGCGCUAAGCUGCGCAAUAGGAACCGCGCUUUUGAUGCUGUGAUGAAAGUCAAAGGCGCGCGCUACAAGAUCCUGUGGGGCGACGGGGAUGCUGCCGACGAGAAUCCGGACGACGGCGAUGGCAACGACGACGACUACUAUGAUAAUGAUGACGAUGACGACUAUGAUAACGAUGUCGAUGACGACGACUCCCCAAAAUUUCCAGCCUACCUGCAGGAAUUGAUCGACGAGUACGGCGUGCCACACCCGGAAGCCAAACGCGAAACAGAGCUCAACGCGGAGCUGCAGUCGCAGGCGUCGUUCAACCUGGGCCGCGAGUUCCCCGGCGAAGCCAACAGCGAGCUCGCCCUCCAGCUGUUCAAAAAGCAGGCGAAGCCGUGGAAGGACAUCGCCUGGACUCACCUCCGGCAGGUGCUGAAGGUCAGCCAGAAGUUCGUCGAGGAGGCCUUCGCGCACAUCAUCGGCGCCGACGAAACCACCUUGAGAGCCGUCCUAAGCGACUGCGUGGACCCCUUCUUCGUCGAGCGGGAAGAGUUGCUACGUGAAAAGCUGGUGCAGCUGCUUCUUCCCUACGAAAAAGGUUACGGGCUGCCACUCGAGGACGAGUUCAGCGUCAAAAUGGAGGAAAAGACGCUCCGUCGGCUGGCCGGUCGGCUCGUCGAUCGCCUUAGAGAAGUCCACCCGGAGCUGUUCCGAACAAAUGCACGCCUGAGCCGACAGAUGCUCCAGAGGGCCGUCCAUGACCUGAGCCAGGCUGAGCGGGACGAAUUUGCCACCUCGAGAGUGAUUGAUAUGGCCAUCUCUCAUUAUGAGAUGUCGCUGCGGACCUUUGUCGACAACGUCAUCAAUCUCGCAGUCGAGAGUUGUCUGGUCUGUGAGAUCCCGGACAUCCUGACGCCGAGGAAGGUCGACAGAAUGAGCGCCAACCAACUGGCGGAGCUGGCCGCCGAGUCGGACGAGGUGCAGAGUCAGCGGUUGGCUCUCCAGAACGAGAUCCGCAGUCUCAGGGAUGGCCUGCGGAGGUGCCAGAGGCACAGGCCGAGAGAGGUGACAGCACCCGCCGUACCCUCCAGGCCACCCACUCCCGCGGGGAAUCCGACGCCGCCUUCAGGGUCGGAUAGCAGUCAGCACCGAGCAGUGACCACAAGCUCACAGCCCCGUCUGUCACCGAGGCCAGCGCCUCCCGCGUCAACGCCUGCUGCGAACACCCAGGCCCCUGCAGCGCCCUCCCUGUUCCAAUCUGCCGCUACCACCAGCGCCCCUCCUCAGACCUCCAGCACGGGGUCUAUCUUCAGCCAUUCGGGAGGCACCACAUCUGUUUUUGCUGCCACUUCAGCACCAGCAGCGGCAACCGCCCCUCCCGCAACUGGCCUCUUCUCGCCCCCAGUCUUCCACUUUAGCGAGACCCCUACCUACCCCCCCAACGCGUCCGCCACGCUCUUGCCCUCCACGUCCAACUCUACUCCGCCACAGUUUAACGUCGCCAGCUUCGGCAACCCCAGUAAUGCAAGCACAUCUGGUCUCUUUGGCAGCUCGAAUCCAGGGAACACGGCCGCUACCGUCAAUAGCAUGAGCUCUCCAGGGUUAUUCGCAGCGAACGCGACCACUGCGCAGGCCGGCGGAGUGGCCACGACGAGCACUAUUACUACCACGGCCAGUAAUGGUGGGAGUAGAACGAGUACGGGCCGCAGCCCGUUUGUGUUUCCGUCGACGGCCAACAACAACGGUGGCAGCACAAACAACAACGUCAACACCGGCGGCGGCAGCAGCAGCAGCAGGAGCGGGGCAGGCGCUUUCGCUUGUGCCGCUGCUGGACACGCCGGGCGCGACACAUUGCGAGCCAGUUAUAGCUCAUUACAGCGGCGGGGGGCGGUGGAUGUGGCGGAUGAUGCAUGGCUGCGCGCAGGAGCACCUAGUGGGGUGGUCGCCUGAGGAGUUGCGGCUUAAGUGGAUAAUUGAAAGUGAGGUGUGAGGAUAUAUCUUGGGAGUGUCGUA
Molecule: messenger RNA, 3512 nt
Organism: Chaetomium strumarium
Lineage: Eukaryota; Fungi; Ascomycota; Sordariomycetes; Sordariales; Chaetomiaceae
Product: P-loop containing nucleoside triphosphate hydrolase protein
Exons: 4
Coding region: 306-3449 (1047 amino acids)
Cellular component (GO): cytoplasm; membrane; microtubule
Molecular function (GO): GTPase activity; GTP binding; microtubule binding
Source: RefSeq, a predicted model, not a curated record